AUGGCAACCACACCAAUAACAAAUAAUAAAUCUCCAUUAAAACCAUUGGAAGAAAAAAAUGACGAGAAGUCGGAAAAGAAACUAUCUGUUCUUGAAUCGCAUGGUUACUCAAUAGGGAAAACGAUAGGUGCAGGUUCAUACGCGACCGUGAAAGUCGCAAAAUCUGAUCGACAUGCUUGUCAAGUGGCAAUAAAAAUCGUUUCAAAGUUUCAAGCACCCGGCGAACACUUGAGAAAAUUUCUACCCCGGGAAAUCGAAGUUGUUAAAGGUUUAAAACAUCCGAAUUUGAUCCGUUUUUUGCAAGCAAUCGAAACAACUCAUCGGGUGUACAUUAUUAUGGAGUAUGCUCAAAAUGGUAGCUUGUUGGAUAUAAUCAGACGCGAUACGUACAUCGAUGAGCUGCGUAGUCGCAGAUGGUUUCGGCAAUUAUUGGAAGGGAUCGAUUAUUGUCACAGACGUGGUAUAGUUCACAGGGACGUGAAAUGUGAAAAUCUUUUGAUGGAUCGUAAUUUCAAUAUAAAAUUAUCUGAUUUCGGAUUUGCGCGUGGGCAGAUGACAUCGAAGAAUGGUAUAGCUCCACUGAGCGAAACAUUCUGUGGGAGUUAUGCUUAUGCAUCACCUGAAAUAUUAAAGGGUAUCCCUUACCUACCUCAAUUAUCUGAUGUAUGGUCCAUGGGUGUGGUACUCUACGCGAUGGUUUAUGGUCGGCUACCAUUUGAUGACACAAAUUACAAUCAACUUCUAAAGCAAGUACAAAGUAAAGUUACGUUUCCGAAAGAACCAAUAGUGUCCGACGCUUGUCGUAUGCUUAUAUCACGAAUACUUGUACCACAACAAACGCGAUUACACAUUGAUAACAUAAGAAAUAAUGCUUGGCUGGUUGCAUCUCUAGUUACAGCUCAAACUUCUACUAGUGAUACAUUAAUGAAUGUUUCACAUACAGUGCCGAAAAUAAACGAAAUAACGAUAAAUGAAAACAAUAAAGAAGGAAACAAGCAAGUAGCUGGAACUGAAGCUCAACAAGCAGGACCUGCCUAAAUGCAUUACUUGAGAUAAGGACAGUACAUGGUACUGCACUUGUCGAGUCACAACAUAGAAUGAUAUUUAGCAAUCAUAAGCAGAACAAUUGUACUUAUCACAAAUAUACCGG
Molecule: messenger RNA, 1150 nt
Organism: Colletes gigas
Lineage: Eukaryota; Metazoa; Arthropoda; Insecta; Hymenoptera; Colletidae
Product: testis-specific serine/threonine-protein kinase 4-like
Exons: 7
Coding region: 1-1038 (345 amino acids)
Biological process (GO): protein phosphorylation; intracellular signal transduction; microtubule cytoskeleton organization
Cellular component (GO): cytoplasm
Molecular function (GO): ATP binding; protein serine/threonine kinase activity; tau-protein kinase activity
Source: RefSeq, a predicted model, not a curated record